This is a messenger RNA of Esox lucius (northern pike), 882 nucleotides long. It is a transcript of the gene psmb3, whose product is annotated as proteasome 20S subunit beta 3. The transcript has 6 exons. The record is from RefSeq and is a predicted model, not a curated record. Bases 147 to 764 code for a protein of 205 amino acids. NCBI's taxonomy places the organism in Eukaryota, Metazoa, Chordata, Actinopteri, Esociformes, Esocidae. Gene Ontology annotation, biological process: proteasome-mediated ubiquitin-dependent protein catabolic process. Gene Ontology annotation, cellular component: proteasome core complex; proteasome core complex, beta-subunit complex.
ACACAGCACGUUCGCUAGGUUCCUGGUUGUUCGAAAUCGUGUAGUCACUGCGAGUCACAGUGGGGUUGUUACCGCACUCAUUCAAAAUAGUGUACAUUUACAAUAUAUUUCAAAGACGUUGAGGAAGACACCGCAAUUUAUUCAAAAUGUCUAUUAUGUCCUAUAACGGUGGUGCUGUCAUGGCUAUGAAGGGGAAGCAGUGUGUAGCCAUUGCAGCAGAUCGAAGAUUCGGUGUACAGGCUCAGAUGGUCACCACAGACUUCCAGAAGAUCUUCCCUAUGGGAGACAGACUCUACAUUGGCCUGGCUGGCCUGGCCACUGACGUACAGACAGUGUCCCAGAGGCUCAAGUUCCGACUAAACCUGUACGAGUUGAAGGAGGGUCGUCAGAUCAAGCCCAAGACCUUCAUGAGCAUGGUCUCCAACUUGCUCUAUGAGAGGAGGUUCGGGCCAUACUACAUUGAGCCUGUGAUCGCUGGACUGGACCCCAAGACAUUUGAGCCAUUCAUCUGCUCUCUAGACCUGAUUGGCUGCCCCAUGGUGACAGAGGACUUCGUCGUUAGCGGCACUUGCUCUGAACAGAUGUAUGGCAUGUGUGAAUCUCUCUGGGAGCCUGAUAUGGAACCAGAGGACCUAUUUGAGACCAUCUCCCAAGCUAUGCUGAAUGCAGUGGACAGAGAUGCUGUGUCAGGCAUGGGUGUUGUUGUGCAAGUCAUUGAGAAGGACAAGAUAACCACACGAACCCUGAAGGCUAGAAUGGACUAAAACCCCACACCGAUGAUCCUUCUACCCCCCAUCUACCCCUCAUUUUUGUAUGAAAAUUAUACACUGCUUAUGUUUUUCUUGAUACUGUUCAAUAAAUUGCAAUUAGUGUUACAAUGCC